Fusarium falciforme is the source of this 1650-nucleotide messenger RNA. RefSeq lists its product as hypothetical. The transcript has 6 exons. Bases 1 to 1650 code for a protein of 549 amino acids. Gene Ontology annotation, biological process: small GTPase-mediated signal transduction. Lineage: Eukaryota; Fungi; Ascomycota; Sordariomycetes; Hypocreales; Nectriaceae. Gene Ontology annotation, molecular function: GTPase activity; GTP binding. The record is from RefSeq and is a predicted model, not a curated record.
AUGGCUGAUCCUUUGAGUAUCGCCGCGUCUGUUGUUGGCCUGGUGGCCGCUGCGGGCAAGGUCUAUGGCGUCCUGUCCAAUUUCGUUUCAACCGCUGCGGAUGCGCCCAGCUCCGCAGCCUCGGUACUUGAGACGGUGGAACAGAUGAAGCUGACGCUGUCGUCGGUGCAGUCGCUCAUCGACUCAAUCGAGAGCCUCGACCCCUCUCGGAAAGCUUUGAUUCAGUUGGACCAUCUUUCGAUCGUCAUAACUCAUUCAGUCUUGACAAUUUCGGAGCUUGAAUCGAUUGUCUGUCCCAAAGAUGGGCUGAUGCACCGCCUUCGAUGGGCAUGGAGUGAGAAGAGAGUCAUGGGUCUCUUGCCGAGACUUGAAUCUCAAAAGAGCUCGCUAUCAUUGAUGGUGGCAGUGUUGCAGAGCAAAUCCGAGUUGGAGGCUCGCACCAGCCAUACCACGCUCCUUUCCAAAGUGGACGAAGUCCUGCAGCAGAAUGAAGCCCUCGCACAUCGCUUACAGCGUCUUGAAGGCAACCUCAUGUCUGAUAGUCGAUCAGUCAAAUUCUUUGAUGAUGCAUCAUCCAUAAUCUCCAAGCGACUGUCUUUCCUGAGCAAGAGACAGUCCAUCACUAUCACGAGUCCCUCCAUCGUUGCGAGGAAUGACUUUGAGCUAGCUCUUGAAAGAUCUAGAGUGUACAACCGAACCCAGUUGAACGAAUCCGACGUUUCGUUCACAUCAUCGACAGCGCCGAAUGCUGCUUGGAGUAUGCUUUCGGGUUUAAGUUUGAACGACAUAUCCAUCGUGUCGGCUUUCCGUCUUCCAAUCACUCUAGAUGACAUUGACCUCCUGGCGCCUGGGUCAACUUUCUCCAUGUUGCUUACUGAGCAGCUAACUGCUACCACGACAACUUAUACACUUGUGGAGCCGUCGCCUGGAAGAGAAGAUGCCCCAACACCAACCCAAGCAAGACCGAGGCCGACAAGGAGGCCGACUGGUGAGCGUAGCAGAGGCUCAACACGACUAGUUGCCUCCGCCUUGAGGGGGUACCAUGCCAAAAGAGCUAUUAAAAUCGUGGUCGUCGGCGAUGAUAAUUCUAUGAAGAAUACAAUACUUCAGACCUAUGCGUAUCCGAGAGGUGCCACCUCGCGCGAGUAUACGCCAAAGACGUUUGAGAAUUUUGUUGUAGAAGUCAAAGUCAAUAGCCAUUUGACACGUCUGGCACUCUAUGAUACGACCGGCCAAGAGAAGUACACGCGGCUUCGAGUUUUAAGCUACCAAUCAACUAGCAUAUUUCUUGUCCUUUCACGGAAGACGACGUCGAGCGCUGAACUGGAAGAGGUCGAGUACAAAUGGAUCCCCGAGAUUAUUCAGCACUGUCCUGGAACUCCUUACCUCAUCGUGGGGACAUACAAGAACAAGCCUGGAGUGGAAGCCUUGCCUGAUAACUCAAUUGAAGGCGGUCGGGUUGCCGAAAGAGCUGGGGCCAUCGGCUAUACUGAAUGUGAUGUGGAAGAUCCGACAAGUGUCAGUGCGACAUUUGGCCAGGCCAUCGCAAAAGCACUAGGACUUGAUAAACCCUCAGGCAGACUAAGGGACUCACUACGACGACGGUCCUUGAAGCCGUUGAUUGAAACCGAACAGUUUGAUGUGGAGUGA